AUGAGCAAAAAUGUGCAAAUAAUCGGUUCGUCGCAGAUGGCUCAGCCGAUUCAACCCGUCAAGGAGCUCUGGUUUGUCGACGUCCAAGCCAUGUUUCAGGUGAAUUUGUGAGAAUUAACGAACAAGUGUCUAGUUUGGCUGAAAACUGCGUGAGCCUGAACACUGAUGAGAAUUGCGAGAGAGAUUUUCAGCCUAUACCCCCUUCGGAAUGGGUUAAGGGACCCUUUCAGUGCACACGGACACAAUUUCAUGUCAAUCUAACAAAACACGUGUAAACUUUUGCAGAACUAUGCGAAUCUUCGCUCGUUUGCGAAAACCGAAGCGCAAACGACAAUCGGAGGACUCGUGUUUGGACGGAAAUCCCGAAAACAGGUACGGAUAAUGCGGGCAAAUUUGGGAAACGUUUGGAGAAAUGCGCUUUGCAGGUCGUCCACGUCUUUUUCGCCUACGCCGAAGACCUGACCGACUCGAAUUUGCAGUUUUUGGAAAGCUCUCUGUCGGCUGGUACGGUUUCAUUUGUUCCUUGAAAAUCAGAAUGAGAUUGAUGUGAGACGAAAAGGCGCCGUAUUGUAAGAAGUCUUGUAUUAGCAUUAGAUGAUGUUGCAGACAUCGAACUGGUGGGAAACGUGAAUAUUGACGGCCAGUCGCAUCUGAUCGGCGACGCCCUUCUCACCCUCCAAUUGACGUCGCAAAUGCUCGAAAAUCGGAGCAUCAGCGACUUUCUGGACCUGAAUCCGAUGAUGAACAACGAGCACGUGCUCAUGGAGGGCAUGAGCCUCGUCAGCAAGGUCAGCACACCCUUUUUCUGGUCAAAUUAUUGUGGAAAAAUGAACCUUAGUCUACCUCGGAUGUGAUCGAAAUUGAAAAAAAUAAGAAAGAAAUAAAUUCAGGUAGGCUUCGAUUGGUCGCUGCGUGCGGGCCGCGAACAAGAAGACGUCAAGUCGGCGUCGGAACGUCUCUCGAUGGCCUCCUUCCGUUUUUCGUACAUUAAUCAAGAGCACGGACUGGUGAUCAGAGAGCAAAAACCGGAAGCAGCCACCCAAAAGUAUAUGGAUCAAUUCUCCAAAGGCGCCGUCCCUUAUAAGGUGAGACAAAACAGUUUAUUGAACAAAUAUUAAUGUUUAGGAUGUAAUGGAGUUUACCGGACUGCAAUCGCUCACUCGUGACACCUCCAACGACACGGAGGACCAGAAACUUGUGCCGACGGUCAAAGUGACCAGAGGUACUUUUUUGCAAUUUUGUAUACAAACCAGGGCUCGGCAAUUGACCGGCCCUUGUUCCAAUUGAACCCAAACUUUGCAGGCUUCUUGAACUUGGAUCCAGACCGAUCGGAUCAUCUGGUCCCGAAAUAUACUGGCUUGGCGUAGCUUCUGCAAAAAUUGUAGCCUUAUCGGCCUCCGAUCCAUAUAUCUCGGGACCAGAUGAUCCGAGUGGUCUGAACCUUGGUCCCAUGAUACUUCAAUCCAAUUCCAAGCCUCGAAAAGCCUUUAAGCCUGGGCCAGGAGACUUUGGAAGCAUGAAUCCCACCACUUUAAACUUUGUAGUGAAACUUGCAGACAACAAGCACUUCUCCCGCCUGACCCUCUUCGUCGACGUCGUUUUCCCGGCGUUCUUCGGCGAUUCGUCGCUCGAUUUGUACAAAAGAGCUCGUUUGGCACUCAACCGACGCGCCGCCAACGCCAUGAUGGUCAUUGUGAACGGAAUUCGCGCCGGGGUACGCUUCUUUGCGUGCGAUUCUCCGAGAGUUUUCAACUGUUCUUGCAGCGCGGGCUUCACACGACCACCUCUGCCACGUAUCUGCCGCAGGGAUGGGCCUCUCUUCUCCACAUCCAACUUCCGAUGGGAUGGACUGAAAAUGAACAGAGUUUGUACUUUUUUUUUGUUGUUGAAACAUUUUCUGUUUCACAGAGAUCAUUUCUAAUGGCCAAGUGAACAAAUGUCAUUUUUGCUAAUUGAGAAAGGAAUUCGUUUUUUGCAGGAAACUACCGUCUACGCCUGCACAAACUGUUCAACUUGCCCUCCUCGAAACCGGUGCUCCGUCUCAGCCAAUCACUGCCUCUUUUCUCGGAUAGCCUGAAGCUUAUCAACAAGAAAUUGAUCCGAGAACCACAUUUGGCCAUCACCAAUUGUGAGCUUUUGUUUUCCAGAUGUUUUUUUUCUUCCCUGAACAUUGUCUAUUUGCUCAGACCAACCGGUGGGAGAAGUGACGACUGUGAGCGGGGCGUACAACUACCAUCACUACAUGCAGGACGGAAUCGACGACAACGGCUGGGGAUGCGCCUACCGAAGCUUCCAGACCAUCUGGAGUUGGUUCAUUCUCAACGGGUACACCGAUCGGCCCGUUCCGACGCAUCGACAGAUCCAGGAGGUUUGUGCCCUUUUCCAAAUGUUAAUGUCUCAGAAAUUAUCGAAAAACCUUGCUAGUUUAUUGAUGAUGGCGAAUAGAAAUAGUGUUUUUGUGCUCUAGUGUUUUUUCGCAUCGCUCUUCGAAGCCUUCUUGAAGUAGUUGGAUAAAAGUUAGAUAAAAAUGGAUUUCCAGACGCUCGUGCGCAUCGGAGACAAGGAACAGAAGUUCAUCGGCUCGAGACAAUGGAUCGGAAGCACCGAAAUCAGUUUUGUUCUCAAUGAGUUGCUCCGUAAGCGUUCGCCUUUUUUUUUUUGAAAGAAAACGCUUUGUUUCCAGAACUCGAAUGCCGCUUCAUCGCCACGAAUUCGGGUGCGGAAGUGGUGGAGCGAGUGCGGGAACUGGCGCGGCACUUUGAAACGGCCGGAACGCCCGUCAUGAUCGGAGGGAACAUGCUCGCGCACACCAUUCUAGGCGUCGAUUUCAACGAUAACACCGGAGAGGCCAAGUGAGCAGUUUUCUCAUUCAUCACGAAGAAAACAUUCUGCAGAUUCCUGAUCCUGGACCCGCAUUACACCGGCUCGGAAGACAUCAAAACGAUCGUUUCGAAAGGAUGGUGCGCGUGGAAACCGGCCAGUUUCUGGAGCAUCGACCACUUUUACAACAUGGUCCUGCCGCAACCGCCCAGUGACGCCAUCUAG
This is a messenger RNA of Caenorhabditis sp. 36 PRJEB53466, 3045 nucleotides long. Lineage: Eukaryota; Metazoa; Nematoda; Chromadorea; Rhabditida; Rhabditidae. The record is from the annotation of a GenBank genome assembly.